AUGGGAGAUGUGAAGUUACAUGGAUUUUGGUACAGUCCCUUCGCUUUGAGGGUGAAGUGGGCCUUAGAGUUGAAGGGUAUACCCUAUGAAAACAUUGAGGAAGAUCGAUACAACAAGAGUCCUGAACUUCUUGAGUACAAUCCGGUGUUCAAGAAAGUCCCAGUUCUUGUUCAUGCUGGAAAACCAAUAUGUGAAUCCAUGCUUAUCAUUGAAUACAUCGAUGAGUUAUGGCCUCAAAAUCCACUUCUUCCUCUUCAUCCCUACCACAAAGCUCUCGCACGGUUCUGGGUUAAUUACUCUGAUGAAAAUCUGAGUAGUGGAGUUAGAGCACUCUUUCGCAGCAAAGAUGUUGAAGAGAGGAAGAAGAACAUAGAAAAACUUUGGGAGCAUUUCAGAGUUGUCGAAGAUCAUUGUUUUGGAAAGGAAGAAAAAUUGUUGGGAGGAGACACAAUUAAUGUUGUGGAGCUUGCUUUUGGGUCCAUAAUCAAAUAUGUUACGGUGUUGGAAGAUAUGUUUGAAGUGGAAGUUCUUGAAGCUCAGAAAUUCCCUCGUUUGUAUUCAUGGUUUAAUAACUUCAAGACUGAACCAAUCAUUGCACCAAACCUACCUGACCAGGAAAAAAUGUUGGCUUUUCUUAAAUCUCUUAGAGCACGACUUUUGGCAUCUUCGUGA
Messenger RNA from Sphenostylis stenocarpa, 672 nucleotides. Lineage: Eukaryota; Viridiplantae; Streptophyta; Magnoliopsida; Fabales; Fabaceae. The record is from the annotation of a GenBank genome assembly.